Peniophora sp. CBMAI 1063 is the source of this 918-nucleotide messenger RNA. The record is from the annotation of a GenBank genome assembly. Lineage: Eukaryota; Fungi; Basidiomycota; Agaricomycetes; Russulales; Peniophoraceae.
AUGCAGAUUUUCGUGAAAACCCUUACCGGCAAGACCAUCACCCUCGAGGUCGAGUCCUCGGACACGAUCGACAAUGUUAAAGCCAAGAUUCAGGACAAGGAGGGUAUUCCUCCCGACCAACAGCGCCUGAUCUUCGCCGGCAAGCAGCUCGAGGAUGGUCGUACGCUCUCCGACUACAACAUCCAGAAGGAGUCUACCCUUCACCUGGUCCUCCGUCUCCGUGGAGGCAUGCAGAUCUUCGUCAAGACCUUGACGGGCAAGACGAUCACUCUUGAGGUCGAGUCGUCGGACACGAUCGACAACGUCAAGGCUAAGAUCCAGGAUAAGGAGGGCAUCCCUCCAGAUCAGCAGCGUCUUAUCUUCGCCGGGAAGCAGCUCGAGGACGGUCGUACACUUUCGGACUACAACAUCCAGAAGGAGUCGACGCUCCAUCUCGUCCUUCGUCUUCGUGGAGGAAUGCAGAUUUUUGUCAAGACGCUCACCGGCAAGACGAUCACUCUCGAAGUUGAGAGCUCGGACACCAUCGACAACGUCAAGGCGAAGAUUCAGGACAAGGAGGGUAUCCCCCCGGACCAGCAGCGCCUAAUCUUUGCUGGCAAGCAGCUCGAGGACGGUCGCACCCUUUCUGACUACAACAUUCAGAAGGAGUCGACUCUCCACCUCGUCCUUCGCCUCCGCGGUGGCAUGCAGAUCUUCGUCAAGACGUUGACCGGCAAGACCAUCACGCUCGAGGUCGAGUCGUCCGACACGAUUGACAACGUGAAGGCGAAGAUCCAGGACAAGGAGGGGAUCCCGCCGGACCAACAGCGUUUGAUCUUCGCUGGCAAACAGCUCGAGGAUGGGCGCACGCUCUCGGAUUACAACAUCCAGAAGGAGAGCACCCUCCACCUCGUUCUCCGUCUGCGUGGUGGCCUGUGA